Messenger RNA from Glossina fuscipes, 3649 nucleotides. RefSeq lists its product as uncharacterized. The record is from RefSeq and is a predicted model, not a curated record. NCBI's taxonomy places the organism in Eukaryota, Metazoa, Arthropoda, Insecta, Diptera, Glossinidae.
AGCAAAAGCAAUUAAUAAUAUUUGCGCAUUUUUGAUAUAGUGCACCGGUAUCACGUAUUCAUUUCUCACAGAUAAGCUUAUAAAGUUGUUGAAUUAAUUUAAUUGUCAUAUAUAUAAAGAAGAAUUUAUGCCAAUUUGCUUAACAGUCGCUCAGUGCUUAUGAAAUUAUUAUCAACAAUGUCUGCGAAUAUUUAUCCAGUUAUCACCCUACCGGUUGGACAAAUACGAGGAAUUCAACGGCAAACAAUUUACAAUGACGAGUACUUUAGUUUUGAAGGUAUUCCAUAUGCUCAACCUCCCGUAGGAGAAUUACGCUUUAAAGCACCUCUACCAGCAAAACCAUGGUCGGGUAUAAGAGAUUGCGUUGACUUUCAAGUAAAGCCAAUGCAAAAAGAUCCCAAAACUGGUUUGGCAGUAGGAUCAGAGGAUUGUUUGUAUUUGAAUGUUUACACAAAACAGCUUCACUCUUCAGAAUCUUUGCCGGUUAUGUUUUAUAUAUAUGGUGGUGGGUUUUAUAAGGGCGAAGGUACUCGCUACCUCUACAGUCCAGACUAUUUAAUGCGUGCCAAUGUGGUGGUUGUAACAUUCAAUUAUCGCUUGGAUUCAUUGGGUUUUCUUAGCCUAAAAGAUCGAGAACUUCAAGUUCCCGGUAAUGCCGGCUUAAAAGAUCAAGUUUUGGCCUUAAAAUGGGUUAAGCAAUAUAUUAAAUAUUUCAAUGGUAACAAUGAAAAUAUUACGGUAUUCGGUAGCAGUGCUGGAGCUGCUAGCACUCAUCACCUUAUGCUCACACCUCAAACUGAAAAUCUUUUCCACAAAGCUAUUUGUAUGUCUGGUAGUGCACUCAAUGUUUGGGCAUGCAAGCCUGCUAAGGAUUAUGCUUAUCGUUUGGCAAACUGUUACGGAUAUCAAUACGAAAAUAACGAUCGUUUAGUUUUGGAAUUUCUUAAAACUUUGGAUGCUGAAAAGCUAAUAUUACAUAAUCUAUUCAAUGAGGAUAAUUUCGGACAAGAGUUAGCUUUCGCUCCCACUAUAGAACCGUAUCGCAGUGAUGACUGCAUUAUAGACAAAAAACCAGAGGCAAUGUUGCCCACAGCGUGGAGUAAUCAAAUACCUUUGAUAGUGGGAUCAGUGGCUGAUGAAGGUUUACUAAUCUAUCGCUCAUUGAGAGAUCACCUGGAGAGACUAAAGAUUUCUCACGAAGAGCCCGAAUCUGUUAUACCUCAAAUUAUUAAGAGCAAAGAAAAUUCAGAGUUAUAUAAGAAAUUAAUUGAAAUACAUUUUGGCCAUGAAGGACCUAAAGAGAAUAUGUUGCAAGAAUUUAUAAAGUUUUACGGCUGCUUUAUAAUCAAUUACGGUAUACAACGGUUUAUUACAUCUCGCUUAACUUAUUCAAAAGCACCGACUUAUCGCUAUCGCUUUGCUUUCGAUUCGCCCACUUUUAAUCAUUACCGUACUCUAUUCUGCGGCAACGAUUUAAAGAAAGGAGUACCUCAUGCCGGGGAGUUAUCGUAUCUGUGGUUUUCAUCAGCGUCUUGGAAAUUAGAUAGCAGCACAUUGGAAUUUCAAAUGAUAAAAACAAUUGUCGAUAUUUUUACAAGCUUUUCACAAACAUCAGAUCCCAAUUGUUUUGCUCUACAACCGACGAAGUGGAAACCUUUAAAUUCUUCUGAUAACUACAUGGCUUUAUUAAUUGAUCAAGUUAUAAAAUUCACUGAAAUCCCCGAGAAAGAUAUUCUUUCAAUUUGGGAAAAAUUAUUCCAAAAAAAAAAAAAAAACAAAAUUUCUUUCAACAAAGUACUUAUUGCUCAAGCGUCAACUGUAGAGCUUUCAAUCUCUAAGAUGUCACGCCACUUGACAGCAAGCUUUUCACAUUUUGAGAAUUUAAGAGUCGUUCAGUUCAAUGCUUACUCUUUAGUUAAACAUUUAAAAUCCGCUAUUAAACAUUUUCACUUAACAAAUUCUAAGAAAAGAACGAGUCUCGUAAUGCAAUCUGGAACAACUGAUGAGAUCUUGGAAAUCUCUCAAGGUUCAAUUAAAGGUCGAAAAUGCGCAUCUUUAUACGAUCAAAUUUACUAUAGCUUUGAGGGCAUACCAUAUGCUGAACCUCCUGUGGGGAGCUUACGUUUCAAGUCCCCUGUACCUGCCGGUGGUUGGUCUAACGUAAGAAAUUGCACGGAAUUCAAAGUGAAACCUAUGCAAAAGAACAACAUGGGCAUAAUAGAAGGUUCAGAAGAUUGCCUCUAUUUGAACGUGUAUAGCAAAGACAUAAAAAGUUUAGAAAAAUUACCGGUAAUGGUUUGGAUAUACGGUGGAGGUUUUUCAACUGGAUCGUGUAUUAAAGAUAAAUUCGGUCCCGAUUAUCUCAUGCAUGAAGACGUAGUUGUGGUUACUUUCAAUUACCGCGUAUCAGUAUUGGGAUUUCUUAGUUUAUGCGAUCCUGCUUUGAAAGUACCCGGCAAUGCCGGUUUAAAGGAUCAAGUAUUGGCCUUAGAAUGGGUUAGGAAAAAUAUCGUCCAUUUCGGAGGCGAUCCUAAUAAUAUAACUUUAUUUGGCGAGAGUGCUGGGGCAGCUUCAAUUCAUUACUUGCUCAGUACCGAACGUACGCGUCAUAUGUUUCACAAGGCAAUUUGUAUGUCCGGUUGUAUGCUAAAUAAUUGGGCAUUUAGUUAUGAUGCGCCUGUUUUAUCGUGUCUCGUUGCCUGCUCUAAGGGCUAUAAGGGUCCGAAAGAUAAUGAAAAACUUGUCUUGGAAUUCUUGCAACAUUUGCCAGCUAAUGAAUUGAUCGAUGUAGAUGCCAUAAAUGAUGAAGUUCGGGCCAGGGGUUAUCUAUACGCUUUUAUGCCAUCAUUUGAGACAUACGAGGCUGAAGAUUCCAUUAUAACUCAACCGUUGUGGUUAUCAAUGAAAACGGCUUGGGGUAAUGAAAUACCCGUUGUUAUCGGUGGUACAUCGUUUGAGGGUUUACUUAUGUAUCCAAGAUUAAAGAAGAGACCAGAAAUUAUGUCUAGGCUGGCUCAACAACCGGAAAAACUUUUGCCUGCAGACAUAUCCUUGUUUGGUAGAAGAAAACAAGUAAAAUGCUUGUCAGAAACAUUAAAAGAAACGCAUUUUGGUGAUAAGGAAUUGAAUGAGAAAAAUAUUUUACUUUUUCUCGAUUAUUUUUCUUAUCGCUUAUUCUGGCAUCCACUUCAUCGUGUCAUCGCUGCUCGCUUAAAGUACGCUUCAGCAUCCACGUAUCAAUAUUGCUUCGAUUUCGAUUCGCCCACCUUUAAUCAUCAUCGGAAUAUGUUUUGCGGUAACGAUAUAACUGAAGGUGUGGCUCAUGCCGAUGACUUAUCCUAUCUCUUCUAUUCCUAUUAUUCGCGACCAUUAAACAAUGAUUCAAAGGAAUAUUUAACGAUACUGCGUUUGAUUAAAAUAUGGACAACAUUUGCUAAAAACUCAAAUCCAAAUUGUGUUUAUGUUAACGAUUGGGAGGAGGUGAAGACAGCGGGUAUAUAUAAAUGGUUAAAUAUUGGCUCUGACGUGAUAUUCGGUGAUAUGCCCACUGGUGUAAUGAAUAAAUUUCAAGUUUGGAAUAAUUUAUAUGGUGAAAAUUUAAUAGAGUGAAAAAAAAAGAAAAAAUUGAUAUAUAAAAAUAGGAAAUCAU